AUGAGGCUGUCAGGCUCCAAGUAUUCCCAGAAUCACUUGAAACGUCAAGCAGACUUAAUGCUUACAACGUGGGGCAAGGUCUUCCUGAGAAUUGGGGCGAUCCAGGCCCAGAGGGAGAUCCGCACCGGUGUUGAUCAGUGCAUCCAGAAGUUUCUGGAUGUUGCAAGACAAACUGAAUGCUUUUUUCUACAAAAAAGACUGCAGCUAUCGGUCCAGAAACCAGAGCAAGUAAUUAAAGAGGAUGUUUCAGAAUUAAGAAAUGAAUUGCAGAGAAAAGAAGCAUUAAUUCAGAAACAUUUGGGUAAACUGCGUCACUGGCAACAGGUCCUGGAAGAUAUCAGUGUACAGCACAAGAAGCCUGCAGAAAUACCUCAAGGUCCAUUAGCUUACCUAGAACAAGCAUCUGCUAAUAUUCCUGCUCCAAUGAAGCAAACGUGAUCUUUGAUUUUACAUAUCUGAACAUUUUCAACAAUGCAAAGGAGUGGUGUUAGUUUGACUUUGUAUGCUUUUUGUAUAAUGUAAUUUGUACUACAAAUACGAAUAGUUAAGACAAUUAAGCAAAAUAAAUGAUUUUUUUUUUUUUUUUUUUUUUUCAAAAAUAUGGAUUGGUUUUAUAUUUCAACGGAAAAUAUGCAGAGUUGCUAUUCAGGAUGCUUUCUGGUAGAAGUGUGUUUUCCAGAAUGCAUCGUGUUCCUUCUGGAAAGGGUGGCCCUAGCUUCCCCCUAACUGUAUCUUUGCUGGUAAUGAGUUAGCUAGCAUGAUCUGAUAAAUGUAGUCACUCACCCACUUUGCAUUUAGGUGGGCAUAAGAACAAUAUUGAGAUAAAAUGUACAAGUACACAGUUCCCAUAAAUCUGGAACUCUGAGUGUAUCAGUCUGACUCACACUUCGGCAUAACAUAGCACUAUUUUGGAAAACAUAGAAAUGGAUGAUUUACAAGCAAGUUUUAAUGUUCAUACUUGCAUAUUAUCCUAAUUUAUCAGGCUGAUUGUUACACGUAUUGAAGUGCAACAGGAAUAUUAUAUUGCAAUGCCGACUACACAAAACAGUUUAUUAAGCAAACCAGAAAGUAUUUCUAAACCAGCCUGCUAUAAACAUGCUAUUGGAGGUAUACUGCAUGCUGUACAGCUUAAAAUAAGUUUAACAAAAAACUAUUAAAAACUUAAAAAAUUACAUUAUUAUAUACAGAAAUUAUUUUAAACAGCUGAUAAAGCAAAUGUAUAAACCUACAGAAAUCACCUACAGAAGUAAGAUCUUUUUUCAGCUGGAGCCAGAUUGAUAGGACGUAUCGGAGACCAAACUGCGUAUUUAAUGCAAUUGCGGAGUGGUGCAGUCUCUUGAUUAAAAAGUCUCUCCACAUAACA
Molecule: messenger RNA, 1363 nt
Organism: Pygoscelis adeliae (Adelie penguin)
Lineage: Eukaryota; Metazoa; Chordata; Aves; Sphenisciformes; Spheniscidae
Gene: MED28
Product: mediator complex subunit 28
Exons: 4
Coding region: 1-438 (145 amino acids)
Cellular component (GO): mediator complex
Source: RefSeq, a predicted model, not a curated record